Arachis ipaensis is the source of this 393-nucleotide messenger RNA. RefSeq names its product protein FAR1-RELATED SEQUENCE 5-like. The record is from RefSeq and is a predicted model, not a curated record. NCBI's taxonomy places the organism in Eukaryota, Viridiplantae, Streptophyta, Magnoliopsida, Fabales, Fabaceae.
AUGAGGAUUAAGAGGAAAGACGGUAGCGGGAAGUGGUAUAUGUCGCGUUUUGUUGAAGAGCAUAAUCGCGAACUGGCGUUUGGGAAGCUUGUGGAUUAUCUACGGUCACACAAGAAGAUAUCUGAGGUAGAAGUUGCUCAGCUAACAAGCAUGAAGGAGAUUGGGAUUAUCAUUCCGAAGAUUUAUAAGUCAUUUGCAGCACAACUAGGGGGUUUUAACCUGGUUACAUUUACGAAGCAAGAUAUGUAUAACGAGGUGCGAAAGCAGAGAAGGCUCCAAGGUGGAGACGUAAAUGCAGCUAUAAGGUACCUGGAAGGUUUGGCACGUAUGGAUGGGAAACUGUUUUGGAGGUACAAGGUUGGGGCAGGGCAACACCUAUGCAACUUGUUUUAG